UCUUUAAAACGUAUAAAACAAUCUUUAAACUGUAUCUCUUAAAAUGUAAAUCUGAGGUAGUUUCAUUAGGUAGGUGUGGACAAUGAUAAGCUACAUUAAAAUAACUACCUUGAAAGCUGAGAACACUUUGGGGAGGAGCUUCUGUGAACGAUAUAAAAAGUCAGAAGCAGAAGUACAGAGCACAUUAUUGUUCUGUCUGCUGUAAUGACAGCUGUGAAUGUUGUCAAACUAAAGUUUUGAACGAUCCAUUGAUACUUGAAAAGACAAGGCGUUUACUGAACAUCGAAGAUGUCCUACAAUAAACGAGGGCACCAAAUGAGUCAAUACUCGUGGAAUGAUCAAAAAAGAUUUUGCAAAGAAUACAGUGGUUUGGUGAAUCAAGGGGCAACUUGCUACUUGAACGCAGUCCUGCAGACCCUCUACAUGACACCGGAAUACAGAGAAGGUGUAAUGAGAAUGGAGAGAAGAGACAAUUCCUAUGAUGGUGCUUUGAUUGAAGGGUUGAAGAAGCUGUUUCAUGAUUUAGACCAAAAGCAAGGCCACAUCUCUACACACAGAAUCACCUCGAGCCUUGGCAUUGAUGUUUAUAAACAACAAGAUGCAGCAGAAUAUCUAAAUAUGAUUCUUAACGAGACUCCUGAAGCUUCUGAGAUUUUUAUGGGCACUAUGAAGACAACGAGAACAUGGAAGUGUUGCAAUAAAGAAACCUCAUCAUCACAAACCAAAUUCUCUUUAAUGCACAUCCCUUUUGAAGAUUCACAGGAUGUGGAGGACGCUUUAAAAGAAUAUAUGAAACCUCGUGAACAAAGUAACCUCUUCUGUGGUGAUUGUAAAAACAUGUCAAAAAUGACAACUGCAAGUAUCUUUUUUUUUUUAUUAAAGUAAUAUCAUCCUACAGCAGAGUAUAGCUUUUACUGAGAUUUGUAAAUGCCUAAGCAGAAGUAACUCUGAACUACUUUUUUCUCAUCAGAAUCGUGAGAUUAUCUCCUUUCCAAAAAGACUGAUUGUGCAGUUACAGAGGAGAUGUGAUAUGACAAGCAGCACAGAUGAGUUGAAUGUGAAGAUUCGUCCACACAUUGAGGUUUCCUCCCGGAAAUAUGAGCUGUAUGCUAUAGUAAACCGUUAUGGCAGCUUUAACUCUGGACACUAUAAUGCAGAGAUCAAAUGUGAAGAUCAACACUGGUAUCUUUUUGAUGACAGCAGUGUAUCAGAGACUGAAUUCAAGUUUCAACAAAGUCUCGAAUUCAGUUUUCGAAAUGCCUCUCUACUUAUGUACAAACACAGUGGCAGUGAAAUGGAGGAGACUGAAAAAUGUGAAAGAAGUGAGCAUGAGACUUUAAUGCCAAUCAAGCCAUUAACCAGUGGAGUUGCCACUCAACAGAGCUUCAAACCUGACAGACCUUCCAGAGCGGGUUCAGUAAACACACAGCAGAAUGAACGCUCAGAUAGGUCCGCUAGGUUGAAACUGGCACUAAAGAGAGAAUAUCAAAAGGAACAUGAAGAAUUGCACAUCAGACAAAGCAGUGAUGCCGGCACAGAUUUCUUGUUUACUGAAGGAAGCACUGAUGGAAGACUGAUCAGAUACAAUGACAUCUUUAAAAGCAGUAUCAGAACUGUGCUGACAAAGGCAGAAUCUGACACCGGGAAAAUCCCCUCUGUGGUGAAGUUCAUACUGGACUGGGCUGAUGAAAAAGCAAAUCAAGAAAUAAAAUAUAUCUUUCCAAUACACUUCCAGAAACUGAAUAUAUUUGUAGAAAUAGAGCAUGGGAUCAGUUUAAUUGAGCUUGUUCAAAACUGCUGUGAAUGUAGUGAAAAUUUGAUACUGAAUGACUCUGACAAGAUCUUGUUAAUAUUGUAUGGUUUACAUGAAGCAAAGUUUCCACUGGAUUUCGAGAACUGCACAAAGAUGAAUUAUUUUGAUCAGUCAGCUUCAGUUAAUGAUCUGCUUACAAACCUCAUUGAAGGAACAGUGUUUCCAAAUGUUCUCAUCUGGAUAACCUCUCACCCAACAGCAGCCAACAAAAUCCCUUCUGAGUAUGUUGAUCUUGUGACAAGGGUCUGUGAUUUUAACCAGAGUACAAGUGGUGAUCAGAGCAACAGCUGCACAACUACACAAGAAAACACAUCAGUAAAUACACUGAGUCCCUCUGCCAAAGUCCACGAAGGAGAAAGUGUUGCUGAUGAACAACAGAAGCCAGAAGAAACUAAAAUAUUGAAAUCUUGCUCCUUUCGAGAAGGUUCAGCUCUACAACCAAAACCGUCUCAUCUGAGAGAGCUGGACCUGAGUGAGAAUCGCCUUGGAGGAUCAGGAAUAAAGCUGCUUUCAGAGCUACUGGAGGAUCCUCAGUGUAAAGUGGAGAAACUCUUGUUGAAAUCUUGUGGCAUUAGAGAAGAAGAUUGUGCUGCUCUGUGUUCAGCUCUAAAGCCAAACUUGUCUCAUCUGAGAGAGCUGGACCUGAGUAAGAAUCCCCUUGGAGGAUCAGGAAUAAAGCAGCUUUCAGAGCUACUGGAACAUCCACAGUGUAAACUGGAGAAACUCUUGUUGAAAUCUUGCAGCAUUAGAGAAGAAGGUUGUGCUGUUCUGACUUCAGCUCUAAAGCCAAACCUGUCUCAUCUGAGAGAGCUGGACCUGAGUGAGAACCGCUUUGAAGAUUUGGGAAUAAAUCUGCUUUCAGAGCUACUGGUAGAUCCUCAGUGUAAACUGGAGAAACUCUCGUUGCAAUUUUGCUACAUUGGAGAAGAAGGUUGUGAUAAAUUGAGUUCAGCUCUGAGAUCAAACCUGUCUCAUCUGAGAGAGCUGGACCUGACUGGGAAUCGCUUUGGAGGAUCAGGAAUGAAGCUGCUUUCAGAUCUACUGAAACAUCCUCAGUGUAAACUGGAGAAACUCUCGUUGAAGUCUUGCCGUAUUACAGAGGAGGGCUGUGCUGCUCUGGCUUCAACCACCUCAUUUAAGACAAAAAGCUGUAUGAAUAGAAAGGACACAUUAAAUUAUAUGAGUGCGUAUUUUCAAGAAAAACUUAAACUGUAACUCAUUUAAGCCUUCAGUCAACUAAAAUUACCAAAGUCUCUACCACUCAAUUUCUAUCUUUAAGUAAAUAUUUAACAACUGCUGCACAUCUUUAGGAACCAUUUCUGGCAACUUAAGGGUAAAUCCCAUUAUUACCUGACUCUUUGCAUAGGUUCCUAUAUUGUUGCUUUAUAGACACAAAGAAAGUGCUUAUACUGGUUUCUGAAGCUGCUGUAUCAUCUUUACAUUUAAAAUGGCACAAUAUGUUAUUUUCGAAGAUUGGUCAAUUCUAUUCUAAUUCCAGUGACAUCUCUAAAGAAAAUCUGGGUAUUAAUCAGAUAAAUUAGGGUUAGAAAUGCAAAUUACAUCUUUAUCAUUGAUUUUACAUUUAAAUGUAAAAUAAAUAUUUGUAAAUAUUAGACUUUUCUGAGUAUUAAAAUUAUGAUCAGUGUCCAUAAGAACAUUUCAUGCAGUUCAACAGUUCUGUUUCCAACAAGGGAUAUUUUAAUAUAUUCCCAUUUAAUUUUCAUCUAAUGUACUUUGUGAAUUUAUUGGAUUAGUAUCAUUUGAAGUAUAUCACAGUGAUUGGUAAAAAAAAAAAAAGAAGAAGAAAAGAAAAGACAAAUUUACAUUUUUCUAAUUGUGCCAAGCUCUAAAAUACUUUAUGGUGGAAAUUGUGAG
Molecule: messenger RNA, 3688 nt
Organism: Megalobrama amblycephala (Wuchang bream)
Lineage: Eukaryota; Metazoa; Chordata; Actinopteri; Cypriniformes; Xenocyprididae
Product: NACHT, LRR and PYD domains-containing protein 14-like
Exons: 19
Coding region: 1031-3028 (665 amino acids)
Biological process (GO): protein deubiquitination
Molecular function (GO): protein binding; cysteine-type deubiquitinase activity
Source: RefSeq, a predicted model, not a curated record